AUAUCUGUGCCUCUUGCGCCAUGCCAUCCGGAACCAACGCACGGACAGGGUUCUCUGUGCGGGAUAUCCUAGAUCUCCCUGACCCAACCGGAGGAUGCGGCACCAUAACCGUGGAUGGAAACUCGAGGGAUGCUGCGAUGGAGGUGCCAGGCCCGGAAAACAGAGAGAAACGCGAACUCAGCGGCCGGAGUUGGCGUGAGCGCGCCACUGGGAGUUUGAACAGGUGGAACCGCUCACAUGUACAUAGUUUGUCCUCCGAUUCCAGUACCGGAUCUACAUUCCCCCGGCUGCCCGCUGACGUGUCCCGGUCCGCAGACGGCCCGGAGGCGCAGAAGAGCCGCAGGAAGCGGCGCGUGCUCUUCUCCAAAGCGCAGACGUUCGAGUUAGAGCGGCGCUUCCGGCAGCAGCGCUACCUGUCCGUCCCGGAGAGGGAGCACCUGGCCGGGCUGAUACGCCUCACUCCGAACCAGGUGAAGAUCUGGUUCCAGAACCACCGGUACAAGAUGAAGAGAGCCCGCGCCGAGCGCAGGCGCGAGGCGCUGCAGCUGCUGCCCUCCGCGCGCAUCGCCAUCCCGGUCCUGAUGCAGGACGCCAAGCCCUGCGAGCAGAUCGCGGGUCAGGACUUGGAGGUGGCGCUGAGGUGUGGGAUCAGUAUGCCGAUCUGCACCUACUCCCCGCUGCUGCACGCCGCAUACGGAACGGAACACGCCGGACUGCCGCAGCAGCCGCUCGGGGCGCAGCAUCUGGCGCACAUGUACCACUGGAGCUGGUGAGCUCGGAGACAUCAAAAUGUAUCCAAAUCCAAAGACUCAGCGAUAAAUGAGCGUUUUCUUGUAUUAAAAAUCAAUUUUAAAGGAUUUGAUUUCUAAGCAUGAUUGUGUUUAAUGUGCUUUCAUUCAUGAAAAGCUAUAGUUUUGUCCUCACUUUGACGCGUAAAACGUCUAAACCUGCAAAAAAUGAAGCUUGAUGGACCCAAAAACUAUUUAAAGGAGUUUAUUUUGUUGUCGUUUACAGUGUUUUGCUGCUAAAAAAAAAUGUGGCAACUUUUGUGACCUGUGAAUUUUAAUAAUUUAUUUAAGCUGUGACUUGGUUUGAGCUGAAUAUGAUAUUUAUGUGUAAAUAAAAUGGCAAAUUGUGC
Oryzias melastigma (Indian medaka) is the source of this 1138-nucleotide messenger RNA. RefSeq names its product NK2 homeobox 2b (gene nkx2.2b). The record is from RefSeq and is a predicted model, not a curated record. NCBI's taxonomy places the organism in Eukaryota, Metazoa, Chordata, Actinopteri, Beloniformes, Adrianichthyidae. The transcript has 2 exons. Gene Ontology annotation, cellular component: nucleus. Gene Ontology annotation, molecular function: RNA polymerase II cis-regulatory region sequence-specific DNA binding; DNA-binding transcription factor activity, RNA polymerase II-specific. The coding region runs from base 21 to 773 and encodes 250 amino acids. Gene Ontology annotation, biological process: regulation of transcription by RNA polymerase II; cell differentiation.